Messenger RNA from Striga asiatica, 1145 nucleotides. The record is from the annotation of a GenBank genome assembly. NCBI's taxonomy places the organism in Eukaryota, Viridiplantae, Streptophyta, Magnoliopsida, Lamiales, Orobanchaceae.
AGUAAGUCUUGCUAAGAAACGAAGGAAAGGAUAUGGAGGAGCAAUUUAUACUGAGAGUGCCCCCAGCAGUUGCCGAGAGAAUAGAGCGUCUGUUGAACGAUUCUUCUUCUUCUGAAGACAAAUCCUUGGACUUGUCAUUUUCUGAUGAUGGAAGGACUGGCAAAUUCGUAAUCGGGAAUGACAGUUUCUCCGCAUCCCUCUUGGAUCUUCCCACUGUUGUAGAGUCUUACAAAACAUAUGACGACAAUGUGUUGAUCAAAACUGCAGAUAUUGGCCAGAUGAUAAUGGUGAGAGAGGAGGGUGACAGUGCAGAAACAGGGGAGUACAGGCAUGGGCUUACUCCACCAAUGAGGGAUGCUCGAAGGCGAAGAUUUAGGCGGGAGCCUGACUUAAAUCCGGAGCUUGUCCGUCGUGUCGAGAAAGAUUUGCAAAACAUCAUGGCUGAAGAGUUUGAUGCCACUAAUACUGGUAAGAAUGUGGUUUCAACAUCUUCAGCAAAGCCAGAUGUGCCUGAAACUGGAAUGGUAGGUGGGGAGCCUGACUCUGAUGGGAGUGAUUCAGAUGAGACUGAUGACUCUAUAAACGAAGGAAAGGAUAUGGAGGAGCAAUUUAUACUGAGAGUGCCCCCAGCCGUUGCUGAGAGAAUAGAGCGUCUGUUGAACGAUUCUUCUUCUUCUGAAGACAAAUCCUUGGACUUGUCAUUUUCUGAUGAUGGAAGGACUGGCAAAUUCGUAAUCGGGAAUGACAGUUUCUCCGCAUCCCUCUUGGAUCUUCCCACUGUUGUAGAGUCUUACAAAACAUAUGACGACAAUGUGUUGAUCAAAACUGCAGAUAUUGGCCAGAUGAUAAUGGUGAGAGAGGAGGGUGACAGUGCAGAAACAGGGGAGUACAGGCAUGGGCUUACUCCACCAAUGAGGGAUGCUCGAAGGCGAAGAUUUAGGCGGGAGCCUGACUUAAAUCCGGAGCUUGUCCGUCGUGUCGAGAAAGAUUUGCAAAACAUCAUGGCUGAAGAGUUUGAUGCCACUAAUACUGGUAAGAAUGUGGUUUCAACAUCUUCAGCAAAGCCAGAUGUGCCUGAAACUGGAAUGGUAGGUGGGGAGCCUGAGCCUGAUGGGAGUGAUUCAGAUGAGACUGAUGACUCUAUG